AUGGCCUUCUGUCCCCCCGCCCUUAAAACUACUGCUCCUAAGCCAUUUAUGGAAAAAUACGAAAUAUUUUGCUUUCUACUGUUUGAAUUAUUCGAUCGAAACAAUGAUGGAAAGAGAGACAAAAUCGGAAGUUGCUUUUGCGAACUGCUGCUGCUGCUGAUACUCACAGAACCAGUAAGCCUCGCGAACUUCCUCUAUUUUCUACCUUUUUAUCACUCAUACUUCAUUUUUAGCUUCUUUCUGUUUUACAAUAAAUUCAAUAUAAAUACACUCUCUUUCUUUCUCUCUCUCUCUCUCUCUCUCUCUCUCUCUCUCUCUCUCUGUAUCCCCUUUUCUCUUAGUAUCUUUCAUGUAAUAUUUUUCAUCUCUCUCUCCAUCAUUCUCAUUCACAUUUACUUUGUGCACCUUCCCUUAUGUCAACUUCAUUCUAUCUUCUUCGUUUUUCUCUCUAUCUCUGUUUCUCUCUCUCUCUCUCUCUCUUUCUCUCUCAAUAUUUUAAUUUUUAACCGUAACAUUUUUCACCUUUUUUCAUCUCACCCACAUACAUUUGUUUCCUUUCUCUCUUAUUCACACGUUUUUCUUUCUUUUCAAUUGUUCUAUUAUAUUACUCUCUCUCUCUCUCUCUCACAUACACACUCUUACAGUCAUCCAUUUUCUUCCUCUUUUCUACAUCGAUACUCCCUAUCUCUCUUCCUUAAUUGCCUUUAUUUUUUCUUUCUAUCUGCUACACACAGAUUAGAUAGAAAGAAAUUCAAUUUGAUCUCCAGGCUUGGCCUGUUGAGCUAUACUUUCUUUCUUUCUUUAAUUCUUUCUUUCUUUUUUCUUCAUAUCGCACACCUCUUUUUUAAUCUAAUACUCUUUCUAUUACCGUUAUCCCAUUGA
Messenger RNA from Acanthosepion pharaonis, 882 nucleotides. NCBI's taxonomy places the organism in Eukaryota, Metazoa, Mollusca, Cephalopoda, Sepiida, Sepiidae. The record is from the annotation of a GenBank genome assembly.